CCCUUUCCCCUCCACGUUUCGCAGACGCUUCCUGUGUCAGCACGAGCACGGCCAGCACGUGGGGCUGCGUCCACACUCGCGCUUGGUGGGCAGCGUGCUUGUUAACCAGUGUGCGCUGGCGGACACCUGGGCCGUUUCCAGUUUUUAUACUGUAACAAGCAAAGCCAGAGUGUCCUCCUUGUCUGAAUAUAUCUGCAGAAUAGAGUGGACUUGCAGAGGGAAAGCUGUGUUCUUUUUCAGUUCUGCUGCAGACCCGGCCCCGUUACCCCCCACCCCGGUGGAGGGCGGGAGUGCCUCUCCCAGUACCUGCACCAGCCCAGUGUAUUGCUUCUUACUUUUUUAUAUCUUUCAGUAGAAAAAGUGAAAAAAGACCCCCAGUCAAUUCAGUUUCUUUUUUUCUUACUCAUGAGUAAAGCUGAGCUUCAUAUGUUGAGGAACCUUGGGUUUCUUUUUCUGUGGGUAGUUUGUUCAGAGUCUUUGCCUACUUGCCUCAAUUUGUAGGAGCUGUUGAUAUAUUUUGCAAAUUAGCCAUGUGUACUAAAGGUAGCAAAAUUUUUCUUCAGCUCAUCGUGCGUCUUUAUUAUUAUUUUAAAUUAUCAUACGUAACACUGACACUUUGCACGAACUUUAGUCCACACGUAGACCCCCAGGCCCGUCUCAGCCGAGCCUGACUCCAGGCCCGGCUGUGGCCGGAGAGCUCUCUGAUGUGACCACUUCGUCCCCGCCAGGCCCGGCUGUCAGCUGCCUUAUUGCACCGGCUCCACCGGUGAGGAGACGGGCUCUGAGCGCACAGCCAGCCCCGCACGGGGAGCCCUGCGCUGCACGCGGGCCUGCACUGCGGGGUCGCCCAGGGCGGGUGGAAGACCGGGACUGGCACCAGGGCCUGGUGGGCAGGGCUCGGCGGCUGUGACCCGUCACCCAGCCUCCCACGUACCAGUCGCUGGUCUUGCCUGUCUCGCCCCGGGUCACAGACCCCAGCCCGGCCCAGGCGCACAAAGGAAGUGAGAGACUGAACGAGGGCAGGGGCCCUGCUGUGAGGCCUGGGCUCCCCACGGACCCUUCAGCAGCCUCCCAAGAGCAAGUGAGGGGCAGAGGCCGGUGUGCACUCAGGGAACAGAGCCCGCGCCCACACACCCCGGCUGACGUGAGCAAAGCCCGCCCCUCGGCCCCCCAGGCUGAGCGGGACCUCACCGGCCUUAGGCAGACAUGGGAGCAUCACAGCAGUUCCGCUUCCUGUCAUUCCGCUUCACUUGUAGCAGAUUUUUGGUGCUGUCAACUUGCCAUACCCGCUCCUUCUUUUUAAAUUAUGUGUUCGAACUGAUGAGUUUGUUUCACUUCCUGGGUUUCAGGCUGUCCUCUUCCUGAGACUGUGAAGUUGUCUGAUAGUUCACGUUUAAGCUCAUAACCUGCCUCGGCGUCUCUGAUGCAGUGAGGAGGUCAUUUAUUCGAGAUGUGCCUCCCCCGGGGGUCCGGGAUCGGUUUCUGAGGCUCUGCCUUUGGGUCCCAGAGGGUUUGGGCGAUGCCGUCUGCGGAGUCCUGGCCAACUGUCUCCACGAGGAAGGGUCUCGGUGCCUUUUCUCCUCCGUGAGGACGACGGCCCGCAUUUGCAUGUAUUUCCCAGCUUAUAACUCGUCACGCCCACACAUUCCCGGAAGUGGGAGCAAAAGCCGCUGAGACAGGCCUCUGCUGGCCUCAGCAGGUGCCUCACACCCCCGUCCACAUAGCAGCCGCUUCUCCCUCCAUCCUCUCUCCACCGUCGUGGCCCUCGCCUCCCGCCUGUCGGGGGCCCGGGUUGGGGCUCAGGUCUGACUCAGCCCCGAGCCCCUCUGCAGGCUGCCUGCGUCCACCGAAUUCCUAGAAGCUCAGGGGCACCUGCAAACACUCUCCUUCCUCUGCCCUACAGAUAAGCUUCCCAACAGGGCAACAGAUAAGAGCCGCUCUCCAGCUAGGUUCCCUGUGGGGAUCUCCUGGGGCUGUCCCACCCCAGGGGAGGUUGAUUUUUAAAGGUGGGGGGGGCGGCGGCUAGGCAUUCUAGGCAAAUUCCAGACAAAGGUAACGAGGCCAGGUGUGUCCUUCUGAAAUAACUUUAAGUCUUUCACCAAAUAUGUCGAAUGGAGACGCACCCCAUCUUCCCCGUCCCUCCUGCAGGGCCUCUGACGUGCCAAGUGCUGCUGGGGGAACAGCCGGACCCUCAGGCCCCAGCACACGUCCCCCCGACCGCCCCGGUCUCCCUGCCCCCCUCAGAGCCCCAUCCUGCGGAGACAGUGUCAGGAAGCAGACCCGUCCGUCAUCUCAGCCCUGGCACUGGGCUUGACCCCCGCCGCCCCGGCCCUCCUGUCCCCCGGGGGAGCCCUCGUUACAGCGGCAUGGGGGCCACAGGGCUGACCGCUCGACCCCCCUUCCUCACUCUCCGAGCGCCAGACCCAGUUCCUACUUGCUUGGGGGCGGAAGGCACUCACUGAGUCCACCGAGGACAGCUGUGCAUGAGUCUCCAAAUACCCGGAGGUGCUGUGUUCGGGGCACACUUGCGAGUGUUUUGUUGGCUGUAAUUGUGCGGAACAAGCAAACUUUGAGGGGUCCCGUGGAAAGGCCACAAGGAGCCCAGUGAGAGACGUGGGUUCCAGGGUUGCGUACACCAACAGUUAUGCUGGGCCCUCCCUGAGGGGCUCCCCGGUGACCGGGCCCCCAGACCCACAGGGACGCAGUGGGACAAAGCACGGUUUUGGGUCCAUGCCAAGGACAGGGGCUGGCGCGAGGCCUGCUGAGCCGGGGGACAGGGGCCCACUGCCUUCCUGGGACCAGGAGCAAGCCCACGGUGGAAACACUGUCCCCAGACCAGCGUCCGGCUGGAGACGGCAGCGUCCUGAGAAAGAAGUGAAGAGGCGGGGAGCUGCCGGAUCAGUGCUACCCAGACCCCUGCGAUAAGGGGGGGACCCAGGUCUGCCAGGACCUCAUGGGCACCUUCUACUGCCAGUGCAGAGACGGCUGGGCGGGACGGCUCUGCAACAGAGAUGUCAAUGAGUGCAGCCAGGAGAGCGGGAUCUGCAGCCAGAUUUGCUACAACAAGCCGGGCAGCUUCCAGUGUGGCUGCUACAGCGGCUACGCACUCUCCCUGGACGGCCGGACCUGCCACGACUUGGAUGAAUGUGCGGACGCAGGCGCCUGCGGGGAGGCUCAGUGCCAGAACCUGCCGGGCUCCUACUCCUGCCUCUGCGACGAGGGCUACGCGUUCAGCUCCCAGGAGAAGUCCUGCCGAGAUGUGGACGAGUGUGCGGAGGGGCGCUGCGAGCAGGCCUGCGUCAACUCCCCUGGGAGCUACACCUGCCACUGUGACGGGCGCGGGGGCCUCAAGCUGUCCCGGGACAUGAACACCUGCGAGGACAUCCUGCCCUGCGUGCCCUUCAACGUGGCCAAGAGUGUGAAGUCGCUGUACCUGGGCCGCAUGUUCAGCGGGACGCCCGUGAUCAGGCUGCGCUUCAAACGGCUGCAGCCCACGAGACUGGUGGCUGAGUUCGACUUCAGGACCUUCGAUCCUGAGGGCGUCCUGUUUUUCGCCGGAGGCCAUCGGGACAGCACCUGGAUCGUCCUGGGCCUGCGGGCCGGCCGACUGGAGCUGCAGCUCCGCUACCAGGGCGUGGGCCGCGUCACCAGCAGCGGACCCAUCAUCAACCACGGCUCGUGGCAGACGAUCUCUGUUGAGGAGCUCGAACGGAACCUGGUGAUCAAGGUGAACAAGGAUGCUGUCAUGAAGAUCGCCGUGGCCGGUGACCUGUUCCAGCUGGACAGAGGACUAUACCAUCUGAACCUGACCGUGGGAGGCGUUCCCUUCAAGGAGAAAGACCUCGUCCAGCCUAUGAACCCCCGUCUGGACGGCUGCCUGAGGAGUUGGCACUGGCUGGACGGUGAGGACACCACCGUCCAGGAGACGGUCAAGGCGAACGUGAACAUGCAGUGCUUCUCCUUGACCGAGAGAGGCUCCUUCUUCCCUGGGAGAGGGUUUGCCUCCUACAGCCUGGAUUAUGCUCGGACAUCGCCGGACGUCGGGACCGAGACCACCUGGGAAGUAGAGGCCGUGGCUCGGAUCCGCCCCGCCGCCGACACGGGGAUGCUGCUUGCGCUGGUGGGCGAUGACCAGGCCGUGGCCCUCUCCGUGGCCCUGGUCGACUACCACUCCACCAAGAAGCUCAAAAAGCAGCUGGUCGUCCUGGCCGUGGAGAGCGUCACCCUGGUCCUGAUGGAGAUCAAGGUCUGUGACGGCCAGGAGCACGUUGUGACCGUUUCUGUGAACAAGGACGAGGCCACCCUGGAGGUGGACGGCACGAAGGGCCAGAGUGAAGUGAGCCCAGCAGGGCUGCAGGAGAGGCUGGCCGUCCUCGGGAGGCACCUGCAGGGCUCCGUGCUCACCUUCGUCGGGGGGCUGCCAGAUGUGCCAGUGACCUCGGCCCCGGUCACAGCCUUCUACCGCGGCUGCAUGACGCUGGAGGUCAACCGGAAGGUUCUGGACCUGGAUGAGGCCAUCUACAAGCACAGCGACAUCACGGCCCACUCCUGCCCCCCAGCUGAGCCGGCCGCCUAGGCUUCUGCUGCCGCCGGACGCCCGCACAGCCACGUGCGCCUUAGCUUUCUUCCCAGACCAGGAAGGACGGCGGGAGGCCCCCGCACCCCUGCCCGAGACACUGAUCCCUCGCCCACCAGCUCCCCUCACGGCCUCCCUGCCCGUGUGUAACAUAUGUGUAAAUAGCGGACUCACCUCAGCACCACCCGAGCGGACCCGGGAAGAGAAUUCUGUUAUUUUUAUUACCAGAUGCUUCUCUCUGACCUAAAACUAUGGAAAAAUAAAACGUUUACGGAAACUUCCGA
Molecule: messenger RNA, 4860 nt
Organism: Aethalodelphis obliquidens (Pacific white-sided dolphin)
Lineage: Eukaryota; Metazoa; Chordata; Mammalia; Artiodactyla; Delphinidae
Gene: GAS6
Product: growth arrest specific 6
Exons: 12
Coding region: 2954-4576 (540 amino acids)
Cellular component (GO): extracellular region
Molecular function (GO): receptor ligand activity; calcium ion binding
Source: RefSeq, a predicted model, not a curated record